Molecule: messenger RNA, 3251 nt
Organism: Microbotryum saponariae
Lineage: Eukaryota; Fungi; Basidiomycota; Microbotryomycetes; Microbotryales; Microbotryaceae
Source: the annotation of a GenBank genome assembly
AUGCGUUGCCGGGGCGGUUGCGAAGGUCGGGGUUUAACGUCUGGUGAGGACGGAGUCGUACAGCCGACUUGUCGGUUUCAAAAAAAAAGUGAAAGGCACGAGAUUGCUCUCGAGCCUCACUGAUUCCGAAUCCAAACAGAAAGGAUCAAACGGUGUAUUCGCAGGCGAAGAAAGACUACCAAAAGGACUAAGGUCAAGAGGCGCCCGUGGCGCCGCGCGCAAGUAAAGCUUAGGCCGCUGAGGUUGGCUUGAGUUGUCGUGAGGCGUAAGCGGAGCGGCGCCUUACACUCCGCUACGAUUGCCCGAGGGCAGCGUGAGGAAUGCCCGGGGGAAAUAUAUAUCUGGCAUUCAGGGUACCAUUUGCAUCCUCCGCCUCCGGUGUCGCGUCCGUCCCCGCAACAUCUGGAAGAGCUGCGACAAUUGCGUAAAGUCGCUCCACAAGCAUCGGCCGCCGAGCUGCGCAUGGGACAAAUGACCGCAUUUCCGCAGGACCCUCGUCAUCGGCCGUCCGCCUCCGAGAUUUGCCCUGUAUUCGACAGCACUUGAUCAAUCUCGAGAUACGCACCAAGAGUGGGCCACAGUAAGCGUAAUGGAGCCCCGCCCGACACGUUGAUGUCAGCUAUUGAAGCUGUUGCCAAUGCCGGUUGCCUCGCGUACAUCGAAAUACCGGGACAGCGCCAAGGGCAGCCACUUGCCGAGCAAAUACACGAUCCCGACCCUCGGAAGCAACCCAGGAACGAUGGGUCGCGGUCGAAGUCGAAGAUCACCUCGAAUUCGCUAACCGACUCUGAGACGUCAUUUGGCAUCCAGACUCCUCAGAUGAAAGCGAGGCUCUCGGAAACGAUUGACGACCGGCUAGUCGAAGGCAAUUUGGGAUGGCCUACCGACGCUCACAACACCUACUUUCGCGACAAUUGGGUGUUGCUCGCCACGGUCUGCUAUUCGCCAAGCGCUCGUCGCUGGUUUCCGAUCCUGUACUCCGUCGGCAACCACGAGCGAUCGGGCUUCUACCGCCGGCAUUUUGCGCACCUAUUCCAGAUUCUUGACGAUGCCAAUUAUAGCGUGGAGGACAUCGUCAACGGAGUCACAUUUGUUGUCGAUUAUUCAAGCGCGCAGAUUUCGGGUCUUCGCCAAGCCAUUUCGGAUUGGUACGUGGCACGCAAGACCACAGAUGUGGGACGCUUGAACGUCACACCCAAUCAGGUGUCACAGUGGACUGCAGAGGCUAUUCAGAUUGGCGAGAAGGCGGCAAGCGGGUGCGCCUUUCACUUCAUUGAGCAAGUCAGGAGGUUCGGGGUCCGACAUCUCAGUACGCAAACCGAGCGCGAACGAUUUGCAAUGCUGGUCAACACCAUGCGCAACGCGAAGUCCCAUGCAUCGAUUGAGUCCAUGGCAAAGCGCACAAUCGACGAGUUUCCUGUGUCAGAGAAUUGGAUCAAAUGGUGGACACGACCGGCGAUUCGAAAUGUGGUAUUCAAGGAACUCAAUGGAUCCGCAGAAAGAUGCGUGGCUACCACAACAAAUGCGGUGGAAUCUUCCCACUGGCUCCUAAUCCAUUCAUGUGGUGGCGAACGCUUUGGACCGGUGGAAGGGGUGAUGCGACUUAUCGACUUCGCGAAAAUGACAGACCGAAUUGAAAGUCAUGCGACCGGUAAGGCCCUGGCAUAGCGUUACCACCAACCCAUCGCGGCACCCUAACGCGUGAUCCAAAAGUAAAGCAAUUUGAAUUGAUGUAAUUCAAAUACCGGGUGCCACAUUAGGUGCGUAAGACACACCUGCCUUACACUUUACUUGCGCGCGGCGCCACGGGCGCCUCUUGACCUUAGUCCUUUUGGUAGUCUUUCUUCGCCUGCGAAUACACCGUUUGAUCCUUUCUGUUUGGAUUCGGAAUCAGUGAGGCUCGAGAGCAAUCUCGUGCCUUUCAUUAUCCUCAUCUAAAACCAUUCUCGCCUUUGCUUUGAAAACAGAUGGCUAUGUCAGGAGUUCCACUUAUCACGAGCAAGGCAACGUCCGCGCUCAUAUCAAAGAGAUCAAGUCACGCAAUCGGGUACCUUCAUCCUACGUCAGUGACGCCAACAUGCCUGAGCCUUCGAUCUCGUUCGCUGCACCUGCUCGUCUAGCUGGCAUCGGGUUUUCCGAGUCACCACAAGGACCUUCAGACCCGUCAAAGGGUCCUGCAACACCACCACCGAGCGAAUCAACCAAAUUACCUCCUUCCACGUCAAAUCGUUCCCGGCAGCAACCAAAGAACCGGUCAAGGCAGGGCAAUGGGCCCACUGCGCAGUGAAAGGCACGACAUCGCUCUCGAGCCUCACUGAUUCCGAGUCCAAACAGAAAGGAUCAAACGGUGUAAUUCGCAGGCGAAGAAAGACUACUAAAAGGACUAAGGUCAAGAGACGCGGCGGCGCCGCGCGCGAGGGCAAGCGUGAGGCCGCAGAGGUUGGCUCGAGGUCGUCGUGAGGCGUAAGCGGAGCGGCGCCUUACACGCAGUCGAUGGCCUCCAAAAGGGCUCAAGACGUGUUGAUUAUCCCCACAAGCGCAAGGUUCCUGACCCGCCGUCUGACGAGCAUAGUUCGAGCGAAUCAUCAGACGACGUUGGAUUGACGCCAUCAAUUCAUUGCAAUUAAUCCGAGGCCAUUCCCCCGCCGGAUCGCUCCAUCAAGCUCCAUCAAGCUCCAUCAAACGUCCAAUUCCAAAUCGAAAGGUAGUCCUCCCCGCUCAGAUUUCAGCGGCGGAUCGCGACGACUCCCCGUUGUCCCUAUCGCUGUGAGGGCGCUCAAUGAAGAAACGGAGUUGUCCCAAAUACGUACGCCUCCGCCCCAGACUGUUGACUGAGUGCAGAGGCGCUGAGGCCUGGCUGACGGAAAUCCUGCUCUGAUUUAUCCUCCGCCUCACAGUUCUUGCGCAGCACAAUGCACGAAAUUUGGAAGCCCCCAGUGGUCGAAAAUACCGGAUACCUCGAAAACGAUUGGCCUUCCUCUUGUCGGAACCUGAAUCACAAUCGGAGGCAAAGAGGACAUGUACGUCCGCAUUCGACAUUCCCCUGUCCAUGGUUGCAUCCAAGUCGGAGUUGGCGCCAUGUCACGAAUGGGAGUUUCGCCACUCCAAGUUCGGCCUCUCAGCACCCACGUCAUCCGCGUGACUUCGGCCUUCCCGCGCUUCGGACCUCCUCUCCCCGCUUCGGCACCUGCACUGCCUUCUUCUCCUCCAACUAUACGUUCACAACCCUCUCGCCCCCGACUCUUACGUGA